AUGCAGUACCAUUCUCAGUCCAGCGUGAGAAAGAGACUCGACUACUACUAUCGGGCCGUCAAUGCUGUCAUUCUUAACAGACAAAACCCAACAACGGGUCUGAUCCCUGCCUCUGUCGCUGUUACUACACAUGGAGACUAUCGCGACGCAUGGGUUCGCGAUAAUGUGUACUCGAUUAUGGCUGUCUUUGGCCUGGCUCUAGCCUACCGCCGCGUGGAUGACGACGAGGGUCGCGCUUAUGAACUCGAGCAUUCUGUGGUCAAGCUGAUGCGUGGACUCCUCUUCUGUAUGAUGCGCCAGGCACCCAAGAUCGAGCAGUUCAAGAAGACUCAGGGUUUGAACGACUGUCUGCACGCGAAAUACAACACCGCCACAGGAGACACCGUAGUAGGAGAUUCCGAGUGGGGACACUUGCAGAUCGAUGCCACGUCCAUCUUCCUCCUCGCCUUGGCUCAAAUGACCGCUUCUGGAAUACUGAUCGUCUACACUACAGACGAGGUCGACUUUAUCCAGAACUUGGUCUUCUACAUCGAGCGUGCCUAUCGUACUCCCGAUUAUGGUAUUUGGGAGCGUGGAAACAAGAUCAACCAUGGUGAGCCCGAGCUGAACUCUUCCUCGAUCGGUAUGGCCGUCGCUGCCCUCCAGGCCAUCAACGGUAUCAAUCUCUUUGGCUCUCGAGGUGGACCCAGUUCGGUCAUUCAUGUGCUGCCUGACGAGAUCACACGCAACUACACCACCCUGCAUUCUGCACUUCCCAGAGAAUCCAACUCGAAGGAAAUUGACGCCGCUUUGCUCUCGGUCAUUGGAUUCCCUGCGUUUGCUGUCGGAGACGCCAAGCUGGUGAAGAAGACGAGGGAUGAGAUCAUAGAGAAGCUGGGAGGCAAAUAUGGAUGCAAGCGUUUCCUGCGUGAUGGUCAUCAGACUGUACUUGAGAACAACAGCCGCCUCCACUACGACGCCCACGAACUCAAGAUCUUUGAGGAUAUCGAGUGUGAGUGGCCCCUGUUUUUCACAUAUUUCAUCCUAGAUGGUCUCUUCAGCGACAACGAGCAUCAAGUUGAGGAGUACCGCGCCAAGCUGGAGCCCCUGAUCAUUGACUCUGCCACCUUGAUCGACUUUGGUCAGUUCAUCCCUGACUCGAUGUCCGAGAGUGAUGAUGGGCGUGGUCUUAAGACUCCCACCUCUCCAAGUUUCGGCACCCCAGGCAGCAUCCACAGCGAGAGCAAGCUGCCAGAGCACAUUCCUCUCAUCCCAGAGUUGUACUAUGUACCUCAUCAUCUGGUCGAGGCCGAGAAGAAGAACAACCACUCCCAAGCCCGCAUGGCCAACGACAACCUCCCCUUGGUCUGGGCCAACUCCCUUCACACCCUCGGCAACUUGAUUUAUGAGAACCUUCUCAGCGUCGCUGAGAUCGAUCCCCUCGGCAGACGAUUCAACGCUCGCAAGACCCAGUCGAGCGAUACCGUCGUCCAAGUCGUCCUAUUGGCCGAGGAUACCAACCUGCAGAGCAUGUUGAGCAUGUACGGACUCGAGACCCAGACCAUGGAGCAAGUCCACCCUAUCACCGUCAGUCACCCUCAAGGUCUCAAGGAGGUCUACAGUGCCCUCGGAAGGAACGCCAAGUUGGGACUAUCUGGUCGACCCAAGCGUCCUGUUGGAUCUCUCGGAACCUCGCGUCUGUACCGUGUCCAGGGUCAUCUCUAUGCGUUCACACCUCACUUCAUGGACAACGAAGAGUUUUACCUCACUAGUGACAACGACUAUCUGAUCUCAAUCUUUGAACAGGAGCUCGCCUUUGUCCGUCAGUACUGGGAGUACCCUGGUAGACCUACUAUGGUUGUCCUCCUCACCCACGCUAUGCUUGGCGGUCUCUCCAAGUCCCGUGCAUUCUCCUCACAGAACGAUGCCGAGGCUCAACGUCUGACCACCUGGAGGAAGACUUCCCUUGGCUCCAACCCUCAAAAGGACAACAAGCGUAACCUUCUCAACUUCUUCAUGACUCUCCGAAGCGGUGUUGUCAACAAUGUCCGCGUGCGUCUCGGAAGACUAAGCGAGAUGGUCAACACCUCCUGUAUCGAGUCUCUCGAUUUUUUGGUCACCAAGAAGGAUAUCGACUGGCUGGGUAUUCUCCGCGGUGCUGCUGAUCGUCGCAAGGGUCGCAACGCCAGGAAGCUAGGACUCAAUGAGAAGCAGACCCAGGCAGCCACGCCUGGAGGACCUGGCAACAGGACACCUGGAAACCACCGCUGGUCUAUGCGUCGUCAGUCCUCGACCUUUGGAACUGGAUUCUCUCUUGCUUCGCUAACCACGCCUGCCGUUAACACCGAGCUCGAUAGUGACAACUACUUCGGAUCGCAUACUCGCGCCCCUUCCGAAGGGUUUGCCAUUUCUUCUCACAUUGCAGCUGCUGAACCCUCGGAACCCUAUUCGUCUGGAAAGCGUCACAAGAAGAAGGCCUUCAAACUCAAGGACCACGAAGAGCCCAGGACGAGUCGCAAAGGUAGCGGUGCUGGAUUGGGUGUCUGGACCCCAGACCUCAACACGUUGGAGAUCUCUGAGGCACCCACUGGCGAUGCUACCUCAUUGGAGAAUGACGACGAUGAUGAUUCGGACGAGAGCUCGCCUGACGGCAACAUGGACAGCUUGGGUUUGACUCUAGGCGACCCAUCGAGCAUGGAGGCAGCGCAGAACAUGCUGUCUAUCUCUGUCAACCUCUAUGACCAAAUCGAUCUGUUGCAAUACUUGCUUUCGUGCCAAGGUGCAGACUACUUUGUCAACAACCUGGAUGUCACGGUCCAGACUUUGUUGGAAGAGGUCUACUUCAAGUCGCUUCAGCUCAAGCUUUGGUCGAUCGUUCGCCAGGCAGCUGGAUUACUCAACAAAGUCGUCAACUCGCUCACGAUCAACAUCACCGACUUGGUCAUUCGCCAGAAGCAGAUCACCAUCGGAUCAGGAGAGACCGAGCACUUUAUUACCACCCCCCUUGGACCCGAUGUCCUCAGCCAGAUGAUCUACGACGGCAACUUUGACGAUGUUCGCGAAGGCCCUGUCGUCCAAGAGGUCUUGAUCUACCUGGGCUCGUUCAUUAGAGCUGACCCAGAGAUGUUUGAGGGUAUCAUGCGUCUACGGACUCAUUUCUUGAUCAUUGCGCUUCGUGAGGAGAUCUCGCGCCUCAACAGCUGUGAUGAGACGGAUGCUGUCGAGCAUUUGAUGCAGCUCUCGCCUUUUGAGCUCAAGUCUCUUCUCGGUACCGUUUUGUCGGGUCCCACACUGAGCGCCAACGCUACCAACACGUUGCUCCGCAACCAAUCCAUCUCUGGUCGCCUGAGCCCCACAAUGUCGGGUCGUCGUCCCUUGAACAGCGGUGGCUCCAUUGCUGAGGGUGGCGAUUUUGCUAUGGGCAUUGCCUCGUCUGGGCCAUCGAUCUCUAUUGGCGCAGUCGAGCUCCCCAACAUGGGCAAGGGCUCCAGCACCGUCAACAUCAAAGUCCAGUCUGGCGGUUACCAUUCUGGAAGCUUCUCCAAGAUCCUGAUCAACGAAAGCACCAUGUCGGUGUCUUCUCGUGGAAUCAACAUGGUCGCAAUCGACCCCGUCCAGGGCGUCUUGAUCGAGUCGGUCACGUUCGAUACACAUAUCUCGGAGGACGAGAGCGAUGACUUGGCCCGGUUGGUCGAUUGGUUGCAGCCUGGCAUGAUUGUCAUCUGCAGCUCUAAGGAUGAUUGCUUUGAACAUCUGACUAGCGCUGCAAGGCUUGCGCUGAAGCAGCUUGGAAGUGAGCUCAUUGGGGAGAUCAAGUACCGCGACUCUUGGUGCAUGAUUGGCGAGAAAGGUGCUGAACCCGGCACUGCGAUUGAAGCACACAAGACGUUCAUGGAUGGCCCAACAGCAGCCAUCGAGAAGACAAUCGACCUGAAUCAGUACAAGGCCAAGGCCAACGUCCAGGACUCCUUCCCAUCCCCUUCAGCGAUCGCUGCGUUCGUCCCCAACUCUUCAGGUCGCUGGCUGCGGCGCCGCAAGAACGAUGGAUCUCUCAACCGUGUCCCAGACAAGUUCUACCCUCGUGUAUGGCGUAUCCUCUCCCGAUCUGCCGGAUUCCGCAUCGGAUCGAACGUCCUCCCUCGCGACCCCAUUGUGUCUGAGAAGACGCCCGAGGAGUUCAACUUUGCGCUUGCGGUCGAGAACUUCUUGGGAGUUAUCCUGGACCCUGCCGAGCGUCAGAUUGCGGUGGAGACAUUGAUAGUGAUUGCCAAGAUUGAGGACCGGAACCCCGGAAUGGAGGUGCAGCCUGAGGAAAUUGAUUUGCCGAUUAUUAUGCGGGAGGCGAUGAAUAAGUUCUGGGUCAAGUGGGUUGUUAAUGGGCCAGGUGGGCGCGGACAGGGUAUUCCUGGAGGAGUUCCUGGAUCUUCUUCUUCGUCAGCAGCAACAACCGCGACAACAACAACACCUUCAUCAUCGUCGAUUACUCCAGCUGGUCCUCCUUCGUCGAAGGGAAGUAUUCCUGUGGCGACAGUUGGCAGCAGCGCAGCGAGACCGGCGGCGGCGUCUUUUGGUGAGGUUGGGUUUGAGCACCAUGAGCACCUUGCGCGUCGCAUGUUCUACGAUCUGCCGCAGGAGGGUAAGGAGGGCACGUUUGCCUAUCUUGCCCGGGCCGCGCUAAAGUUGUUGCCAUACUCCAUUGACCUUGAGUAG
Linnemannia hyalina is the source of this 4689-nucleotide messenger RNA. Lineage: Eukaryota; Fungi; Mortierellomycota; Mortierellomycetes; Mortierellales; Mortierellaceae. The record is from the annotation of a GenBank genome assembly.